GUCAACAUGGCGGUGGGGAGACAGACAAAGACAAGUCAGGUUCGGAUGUGACUCGGAGGGAGAUCCAAGGGAUUUUACUGCACAGAGGGCUGACCCGGCAUUGCCGCCACCCAUCUUGUCCAAGAGGUGCUACUGGAGUAGCGGGUAUAUGCCAGGUCUGCAAAUCAGCACUGAACAGGUUCAAAGCCAAAACACCAGAGUCUGAACCCAAGAUUUUCCGGCAUGCUGCCAAGCCGUCACUGGCUUAGCCUAUGAACCUUCUGAUAUGCGUCCGUCAGCAGACAGCAGUGCUCUCAGUCUGCCAGAAACAAUGUCACAUUACACAGAUGAACCUAGAUUUACCAUAGAGCAGAUAGACCUGCUCCAACGCUUAAGACGCACAGGAAUGACCAAGCAUGAAAUCCUCCAUGCACUUGACACUUUAGACCGUCUUGAUCAAGAGCACAGUGACAAGUUUGGAAGGAGGUCAAGCUAUGGAACCAGUUCGUACAGUAACAAUACCAAUAAUGUUGCGGCAUCUUCCUCAACAGUCACGGCUUCCACACAGACCCUACACUGUGGAAUGUCCCCGUCACCAAGCAACAGCUGUGACACCUCUCCACAACCAUGCACUACCAAUCAGAAUGGGAGAGAGAGCAAUGAGAGGCUCCCAACAUCCAAUGGGAAGUUGUCACCAACUCGCUACCAUGCAAACAGCAUCGGCACCAGGUCGUAUAGCUUUGAAGCUUCAGAGGAGGAUCUAGAUGUUGAUGACAAAGUGGAGGAAUUAAUGAGGAGGGACAGCAGUGUCAUUAAAGACGAAAUUAAAGCCUUUCUUGCUAAUCGAAGAAUAUCCCAAGCGGUCGUUGCACAAGUAACAGGUAUCAGCCAGAGCAGGAUCUCCCAUUGGCUGCUGCAACAAGGGUCUGACUUAAGUGAACAGAAAAAAAGAGCAUUUUACCGAUGGUAUCAGCUGGAAAAAACAAAUCCUGGUGCAACACUAAGCAUGAGACCUGCCCCUAUUCCAAUAGAUGAUACAGAAUGGCGACAAACCCCACCUCCUGUCACUGCUACCUCUGGUACAUUCAGGUUACGAAGGGGUAGCCGAUUUACCUGGAGAAAAGAAUGUUUGGCUGUGAUGGAAAGUUAUUUUAAUGAAAACCAGUAUCCUGAUGAGGCAAAGCGAGAGGAAAUUGCCAAUGCCUGCAAUGCUGUUAUACAAAAGCCAGGCAAGAAGCUCUCUGAUCUGGAAAGAGUCACAUCCUUGAAAGUAUAUAACUGGUUUGCCAAUAGAAGGAAGGAAAUCAAAAGGAGAGCCAAUAUUGAAGCAGCAAUCCUGGAGAGUCAUGGGAUCGAUGUACAAAGCCCAGGUGGUCACUCCAAUAGUGAUGAUGUUGACGGUAACGAUUACUCUGAACAGGAUGACAGCACUAGUCACAGCGACCACCAGGAUCCCAUAUCCUUAGCAGUGGAAAUGGCAGCUGUUAAUCACACGAUCUUAGCACUGGCCCGGCAAGGAACCAAUGAAAUCAAGACAGAGGCACUGGAUGAUGACUGAUACUUUAAACUACAGAAAGGGUCAAACUAAAAAGAUACUUAGAUUUAGACGUAGCACCUUAGCAAUUUUUCCUCAGUCCUUAAUAUGUGUUCCUCUUACAUUAUUACUGCAGUCUCUUGUACAUCAAGUUUGCUGGUAGAGUCUCGUUCUGUGAAGAUGACAUGGUGCCCAUAGCCUUCAAGAAUGCUCACUCAGUAUUAAUUCCAGUAAUUAUUAACUAGCUUCUCUUUUUCACUUUUUAAGAGGUUUAGAGAAUUUCACUGUUCUAUCCUGGCGUUCCAAUGUGAAAGUGCUUCCAGCCAUCAGGCUCUCAAGUGUUCAAAAAAAAGGUUACCAUAAAAUUACAUGCUUAUGAUCACAAAGACCAAUACAGAUAAAUGUCGUGGCCACCUCCAAACUACUCCAAGUAUUUCACUCCGAGUCACAAGUGCAGAAGGUCUCAUCACAGUCUGUGUAUAACUUCUAGAAUCUCACACAUCACGUGAAGAUGGAACCAAACCUAAUAGCUUAUCUGAAAAAGGAACCUUUAGAGGUUUGUGGAUGUUUUGAUUUAUAGAUAGAAGUAAAGUGAUUUGACUUUGUAACUAAUAUAUCAUAAAAUAUGUGUCCUGUCAAAACUUAAA
This is a messenger RNA of Bombina bombina (fire-bellied toad), 2160 nucleotides long. It is a transcript of the gene HMBOX1, whose product is annotated as homeobox containing 1. Gene Ontology annotation, molecular function: double-stranded telomeric DNA binding. Gene Ontology annotation, cellular component: nucleus. Gene Ontology annotation, biological process: positive regulation of DNA-templated transcription. The record is from RefSeq and is a predicted model, not a curated record. The transcript has 10 exons. NCBI's taxonomy places the organism in Eukaryota, Metazoa, Chordata, Amphibia, Anura, Bombinatoridae. Bases 266 to 1537 code for a protein of 423 amino acids.